Molecule: messenger RNA, 2999 nt
Organism: Malaclemys terrapin pileata
Lineage: Eukaryota; Metazoa; Chordata; Testudines; Emydidae
Gene: GAL3ST3
Product: galactose-3-O-sulfotransferase 3
Exons: 4
Coding region: 476-1792 (438 amino acids)
Biological process (GO): glycolipid biosynthetic process
Cellular component (GO): membrane
Molecular function (GO): galactosylceramide sulfotransferase activity
Source: RefSeq, a predicted model, not a curated record
GCGGCUCCGGCUCUGGCUCCGGCUCCGGCUCCCUCCCUCGCUCGCGUUUCCAAUUUCCCCGGCUCCGCUGCCCACACGCAGCCGGCAACAUGGCGAUGGGGCGCUCCCCGGCCGGCCGCUAGCGCGGGGACCCGGCUCCGCUCCGCUCCGGCCGGCCCGGAGAGCCAUGCUGCCGAGGCGAGCCCGGGACACGUCCCCGCCCCUCGCCGCCUGCGCUCGCCCGGCCCGGUGAUGGACUGAGACCCGCCGGCUUCCCGCACUCCCAGCACGGGGUGGAUGAUGAAGUGAGAAGGUGUGUCCUCCCUCUGACCCAGAUGGGAGGGACAACCGCCCCACCAUUGCACACAGCUUGAGUUAAAGAUUCAAAUAAAAGCUUCCCCGGCGUGAGGCUGGCCCAGCUGCCCGCCCAGUGGCUCCAUGACGAGGGAGGUGCCCGUCUGGAUGGUGCCCAGGUAGGGAGGAGCCAGCGCCCACCAUGCCCUACGCCCUCCCUCCUCUGCACUGCGCCCUCAAGAUGAUGUCCCGCAAGAAGGCGCUGCUGCUGCUGCUGCUGGCACUCAGCACCCUGAGCCUGCUCAUCCACCAGAGCACGCACCUCAACUGCAGGUCCCCCAAGCCUUCCUCCCCGGGCUGUCCCCCAGCCCCCUCGUCCCGCCCCAAGCACACCUCGGUGGCCUUCCUGAAGACCCACAAGACAGCGGGCACCACAGUGCAGAACAUCCUUUUCCGCUUCGCUGAGCAGCACAACGUGACGGUGGCGCUGCCCCACCACGCCUGCGACCACCAGUUCUGCUACCCCCGCAACUUUUCCGCCCGCUUCGUGCACCCACACACCCUGCCCCCCCGCAUCAUCGCCAGCCACCUGCGCUUCCAGCACCAGGAGCUGCACCGCCUCAUGCCCAACGACACGCUCUACGUCACCAUCCUGCGCGAGCCCGUCGCCAUGUUCGAGUCACUCUUCACCUACUACAACCAGUACUGCUCCGCCUUCAAACGGGUACCCAACGGCUCCAUGGAAGCCUUCCUGGCCAACCCGCUGGCCUUCUAUCGCCCCCAGGAGAAGUUCUCCAUGUAUGCCCACAACACCCUGCUCUACGACCUUGGCGGGGACAACGACCACAGCCCCGCCGACCCCGCCUACCUGCCCGGCUUCAUCCGCCAGAUGGAGGAGGUCUUCUCGCUGGUGAUGAUCGCCGAGUACUUCGAUGAGUCACUGGUGCUGCUGCGCCACCUGCUCUCCUGGGACCUGGAGGACAUGCUCUACGUCAAGCUCAACAUGCGCGGUCCCCGGUCCAAGGGCAACGUCAGCUCAGAGGCGCUGGCCACCCGGAUCCGCGCCUGGAACGGGCUGGACGCCCAGCUCUACGACCACUUCAAUGCCACCUUCUGGCGCAAGGUGGCGCAGGCAGGGCGGGAGUGCGUGGCGGAGGAGGUGCGGGCGCUGCGCCGGGCCUGCGAACAGCUGCUGCGCCGCUGCUUCGGGGGGCGGCCCCAGCUGCGCCCCGCCACGCAGAUCAAGAACAAGGAGCUGCGGCCCUGGCAGCCCAGCUCCAAGGUGGACAUUGUGGGCUAUGACCUGCCUCCGGCUGUGCCCGGCUCAGGUGCCCCCCCUGACGAGCGCUGCCUCAAGCUGGUCAUGCCUGAGGUGCAGUACUCCCGCUAUAUGCUGCGCAAGCAGAGCCUGCGUACCCGCCGCAGGGCCGUGCUCCACCGCCCCCUGCCCCCCCGGGGAGUCCCGCGCCCAGCCAGGGCCCUCCCACUCCGCCACCCCGCAAUGCCCAAGGCAGCCUGAACAGGGGCUGGGACCUUAGCCCAGAUUAGAGACUCACACCUGGGCGUGGGGCUGUGCAGGCAUCGUGGACCUGGCUUUCUGUGCCCCCCUGCCCUCAGAUCGGCCUUUGCUGGCCCCCUGCUCCCUCCCUGGGACAGUCCCCAUCCUGCACAACAGCCCCACUCCCUCCCCCUGCAUUCCACGUCCCUUUGGGAGGGCUGGAUCUGAACUGAACGCCACUGGGGCCUGAUCUGGCCCUGGGAAGCUGCCCCCUUCCUGAGCCUGCGUCGGGUCCAUUUGCAGGUUCUGGAUGGUUUGCAUGUGACCUGGAUUUGGAAAUCCACCAAUCACAGCCUGGGGACUGAGGCAGCGGGAGCCUGGGAGGGAUGCCCAGCAACUCAGCACGGAACAACAGUGUCUAUGGUUUGGGGCCAAGAUGGUGGCCGCCCCCAACUCCAGUCUUUCUCCACUAGUGCUCCUCCCCCCCAGCAUUGGCCCAUACCUCCCCCUAGUGCCGCCACUCACAUGCAGACAUAGCACUUCAUGGGAGACACAGGGACCAGGUCAACCCUGGGGAGGCGGGACUUGAACCCCUGCCCCAAGUAACAGAGCAGGGCCCCUCACACUAGCACCGGGGUUGCAGGAGAGAACCUCCCCUGGCCAGGCACACAACACCACACAGCCUAUCACACACAGACACCCCCCAUCACUCGCAGAGCACCCCACCCAACACAGAUAGCGCACACAUCCUAUCAGUCCCCACCCCCACUUGCGUUUACCCACACACCUUGCACACAGUGCUUAAUCUGUCAUGAAACAGGUGCCGGGGCUCAAGCCAUUUUUUUUCAUUCAUACCUGCUGCAACAAGCCCAGAGGUGCUGGGGCUAGGCACUGCCAGGCCCAGAGGUGCUGGGGCGCCGCCCUGACAAGCCCUGGCCCAAAUUAAACACUGGUUGCACACGUGCACAGUGUCACACACACAAUCACUCACAGCUGGCCCCCUGUGCAAUCACACACAUACCCCUCGCCAGGGUGCCACACUGGUGUGGCAAGGCGACAGUGUCCCAGCAGGGAGUGACUUCCUCCCCGAGACCCCAAGGGGGCACAGCCUGGCUCCUCCUCCCGCCCCAUGAGCCAUUCCCUGGAUAAUGGUUCCCAGGAAGAGGCUGAUGCUGAACAACUGUCAGGGGGAUGGGAACCUGCCCCCAAUAAAGGACUCUGUGAGGUG